Messenger RNA from Aspergillus calidoustus, 420 nucleotides. NCBI's taxonomy places the organism in Eukaryota, Fungi, Ascomycota, Eurotiomycetes, Eurotiales, Aspergillaceae. The record is from the annotation of a GenBank genome assembly.
AUGGCCACACUUACCCCCCAGGAAGUCGAAACACUAUCCUCAAAAGCCGAAGCAGCAAAGGCAGCAGCCUACUGCCCUUACUCAAAAUUUCGCGUCGGCGCUUGCCUCCUCACCGAGACUGGUGAGUACAUUGCAGGGGCGAAUGUCGAAAAUGCCUCAUACCCUGUCGGCACAUGUGCUGAGCGAGUGGCGUUUGGCACUGCUGUUGUCGCCGGCCAGCGAAGAUUCAAGGCGAUCGCCGUGGCGACCGAUAUCAGUCCUCCAGCCUCGCCAUGCGGAAUGUGUAGACAAUUUAUGAGCGAGUUCACGUCGCCCUCUUUCCCAGUCUACAUGUAUGACAAGGACAUGAAUUGCACUAUCACCACGAUUGGUCAGCUGCUUCCGAGCUCCUUUGGACCGGAUGACUUCAAUAAUAUUUGA